This is a messenger RNA of Humulus lupulus (European hop), 2096 nucleotides long. RefSeq names its product probable trehalase. Gene Ontology annotation, molecular function: alpha,alpha-trehalase activity. Bases 105 to 1940 code for a protein of 611 amino acids. The record is from RefSeq and is a predicted model, not a curated record. NCBI's taxonomy places the organism in Eukaryota, Viridiplantae, Streptophyta, Magnoliopsida, Rosales, Cannabaceae. The transcript has 11 exons. Gene Ontology annotation, biological process: trehalose catabolic process.
GACUUUGCAUGGCAAUACGUCCAAAAACCAAAAAAAGUCCAAGCAUUUGAUUCCCAUGGCCGGCUCUCUUAGCUUCUGAUUCCGGCAAUUUGGCACCAUUCAAAAUGUUAUCACGUCAACCUUUAUAUUCAUUCCUCUUCCUAAUCGAGAUACCGUUUCGUUUCCCCAUUCCAACAAUGGAGACCAUUCCAUUCCUUUACCUAUCUUUACUACUACUACUAACCGUCAUCUCAACUGUCUCAGAAGCUUCAUCCUCUCCAUCACUGUGCGUUUCCGAUUCCGGACCCGUAAGGCCCACAACCCCUUUACUCAACUUUCUACAGAGACUCCAGGAAACCGCAUUCCUCACCUUCGGAAAGACCAAAUUCGACCCAAAGCUCUACGUCGACUUGCCGUUGAAGUACAAUCUGUCCGAUUCCGAAGAGGGUUUUGAUAAGCUCGUUAGGUACUCAAAUGGGUCUGUUUCUGUUAAGGAUUUGAGGAAGUAUGUAGAGAAUUACUUUGAGGGUCCAGGGGAGGAUUUGGUGUAUAGGGAGCCAGAGGAUUUUGCCCCAAAGCCAAAGGGUUUUCUUCCAAAGGUGAAGAAUGAAGAAGUGAGGAGUUGGGCAUUGAAAGUUCAUUCCCUUUGGAAGAAUCUGAGUCGACAAGUUUCAGAUGAGGUGAGUAAGCAGCCCGAGUUGCAUACUCUGAUUCCUCUCCCUAACCCGGUAAUCAUUCCCGGGUCACGGUUUAGAGAGGUCUAUUAUUGGGAUUCUUAUUGGGUAAUCAGGGGAUUACUAGCAAGUAAAAUGUAUGAUACAGCAAAAGCAAUUGUGAAUAAUCUCAUUUCACUUCUAGAACAAUAUGGUCAUGUUCUUAAUGGUGCAAGGGCAUAUUACACUAAUAGAAGUCAGCCUCCUCUCCUCAGUGCAAUGGUCAGUGAAAUAUACAAGAGGACUGGAAGUUUGGAAUUUGCUAAAAAAUCUCUCCCUGCACUGAUCAAAGAACACAAGUUCUGGACUUCAGGGAUACAUAAAGUGACCAUUCAGGAUGUUGAAGCUCAUAAUCAUACUCUAACUCGAUAUUAUGCAAUGUGGAAUAAACCAAGACCUGAAUCUUCCACCCUUGACAAGGAACUUGCUUCCAAUAUCUCAUCUUUUACUGAGAAACAGAAGUUUUACCGUGAGGUCGCAUCAACUGCUGAGUCGGGAUGGGAUUUCAGUACAAGAUGGAUGAGGCACCAUGUCGAUUUUACAACAUUGGCAACAACAUCGAUCUUACCAGUUGAUUUAAAUGCAUUCGUACUUGGGAUGGAACUCGACAUUUCCUUCUUGGCAAAGGUUACAGGAGAUUACACCAUCUCUAAGCGCUUCUUGAAAGCUUCUCGAGUUAGAAAGAAGGCAAUAGAAUCUGUUUUCUGGAAUACAAAGACAGGACAAUGGCAUGACUAUUGGCUCAGCAAUAGCAAAUGCAAGGUAAGUCAAACAUGGAAAGCUAGGAACCAGAAUCAGAAAGUAUUUGCUUCAAAUUUCAUUCCUUUAUGGAUCGAGUCGUUCCACUCAGAUGCUCUACUGGUGGAUAAAGUCAUGAGAAGUCUUCAAAAAUCAGGUCUUGUUCAUUCUGCUGGUAUUGCUACAUCUCUCACAAAUUCAGGACAACAGUGGGAUUUUCCAAAUGGCUGGGCUCCAAUCCAACAUAUGAUUAUUGAAGGUUUGGCAAGGUCUGGAUUGAAAGAAGCAAGGUCAAUGGCAACUGAUAUUGCAGUGAGUUGGGUCAGAACCAAUUAUGUCACCUUCAAGAAGACAAAAACCAUGCAUGAAAAAUACAAUGUGGAGAAGUGUGGAUUUUUUGGAGGUGGUGGUGAAUAUGUGCCUCAGACUGGUUUUGGGUGGUCAAAUGGAGUAGCAUUGGCAUUGUUGGAAGAGUUUGGAUGGCCUGAAGACCUAAGCAUUGACUGCUGAUUUGCUUAGGAAUAUUUUACACUUUGCCUAAUUAAUUAGCAACUUAAAAAGAGAAAAGCUCACAUGAUGAUCACUUGUAAUAAAUAAAUAAAUAAAUAAUGAUGAAUAAUAUUUGGAAAAAAAACAAAAACCAAAAAACAUGCCCUUCUUGAUUAA